Molecule: messenger RNA, 1083 nt
Organism: Lucilia sericata (common green bottle fly)
Lineage: Eukaryota; Metazoa; Arthropoda; Insecta; Diptera; Calliphoridae
Exons: 2
Coding region: 256-957 (233 amino acids)
Source: RefSeq, a predicted model, not a curated record
AAUAAUUAGUGACUGCAUUUAAUGCAAGGUUUGUUCACACAAAUUUAAUAUUAGUAAUUGUGUUGUGAAAGAUAAAAUUCUUCUUCUUCCUCCUUUUACUAAUUUAUUGUUAGUUACCCUACGGUCGGUCGAUUUGACUUUUAAUAAUUUGUUUGGAAAGUAACAAUACAAUUUCGAUUUUUUGUGAUUUUUGAAAGCUGCUUCCUAUUUUUAUAGUAUUUUACCAAAAUAAAUCCAAUCUUAAAAUUGUGAAAAAUGCCUUUGACAGCCCUCGAACGUUUCACUCGUGCCUCAGACGCCGUUAUAAAAUUUGAGGCAAACUUUAAUAAUAUACGCGAGGAAGAUCAUCACGUGUACUACUUCGAAGUUUUGGAAAGUGAAUUGAAGAUGUGUUGGGAAAAGGUGAAAAUUACUUUCGAUAAGUGUUUAGACGAUCUUGAAUCUUCUGAAGACGCUGAGCCAGAAGAUAUUCAAGUGGCUGAAAGUAAAUUCCAGAGUACCCUUAAUGUUUAUGCGCGAUGUUCAAAGUCGAUAAAAAUUAAGAUUGAUGAAUUGGAAGCAAAGACUAAGCCUAAAGUUUCCCAUCAUCCAAACAAUGAUUCAAAUUUUGAUAAUGUUAGUCAUAAUCUACCUCUUCCGCCAUGUGAUACGGACAUCUUCAACGGCGAUUAUCUCUCAUGGCCUACAUUUAGGGAUCUUUUCACUGCUUUAUAUAUUAAUAACAGUCGGCUGAGUAAUAUCGAACGACUAUGUUAUUUAGUGAAAAGAACAGAUAACGAAGCGAGAGAAAUUGUAUCUAAAUGUCCGUUGACUAAUGCUGGGUUUGAUAUAGCGUGGAAAAGUUUAAAAGAUACAUACGAAAAUCCUCGAAUGCUAGUUAAUAAUCAAUUCCCACUCAAAAUUGGGAUCCAAUUAUCGUUUUUAUUUGCAUACAAAGACUGCCCUCUCAGACAGUGACACUAUGGGAACAAAGUGUUAAGGACAAAACUGCCUUAUCUUUAUGGAAAGAUUUGGACAUGUUUUUGACCGAAAGAAUCCAAACGUUAGAUUGCAUACGCGAUCUUAAGAGUUCCAAUACUGAUA